Messenger RNA from Schistosoma rodhaini, 870 nucleotides. The record is from the annotation of a GenBank genome assembly. Lineage: Eukaryota; Metazoa; Platyhelminthes; Trematoda; Strigeidida; Schistosomatidae.
AUUUCAUAAAAACACAUGACAUAGACAGUCAUAUAAAACAUGUAAAUCAUCCAAGAUUGUUUGUUUGCAUUCCAUACAUAAUAAAGUAAACAGAUUCCUUAUUGUGUACUUAUUAAAUAAUCAUGUUGAUCAACGAAUUCAUUUAUAAAUGUAUAAAUUUAAUCAUUGUAAACAGUUUAGAACUAAACUAUCAACUCAACAUGUUGUAUACUAUACAGUUCAAUCUUAUUUUCUUCGUGCUAGUGAACAUUUACGAAAAUCUAGCCUAUAGAUGGUAUACACAAAACUCUGAAUUAUUAGCUUUACACAAUGCAUAUAGAAGAGAUAUAAAAUAUGGUCAUGUUCGUGAUCAACCACAAGCGAUGAGUAUGCUUAAACUAACAUGGAGUCAUAAAUUGGCUGAAAUGGCUCAGGACUGGGCACAGCAUUGUGUGCCAAGACGAAGUAACUUGACUAUGAGGAAAGGUUCGAAAUGGACAUAUGUUGGUCAGAGUAUCGCUCUCGUUCCUAAAGUUAGAGAAGCAGCAUCUUUAUGGUUUGAACAACACAAGAACUACAAUUUCGGAAAUAAUACAUGUGAGGCAAAUAAAACUUGUGCAGAUUACAAACAAUUAGCAUUCGCCGAUACCACACAUAUUGGAUGUGGUUAUGCAAUGUGUAGACAUCUAACAGGACUAGAUAAGCUUCUUGUUGUUUGCAACUAUGGACCAGGGGGUAAAUAUGCCAAUAGACAACCCUAUGAUCCUAUAUAUCCUGAAGAUCCAUACUACCUCCCAUUAAUUUAACCUGCUAAUAUAACUGAUGAUCAUUUAUAGAAAACAAAAUAAUGUUUGAAUGAAAUUUAAUAUAAAUAUUUAACCUUUUUAACAC